GCAGUGAAGAGGUAGUGAGCGGUGGUGCCGGAGGCUUCCGCGUCCGCUGUUGGGUUGGUGCUCCGCGUCAAGGGGAAGGGCGGGUUCUGUCAGGGGCCGUCCGUUACGGUGGGGAUGAACCUGUGAGGGGGCGCAAGCCGAAGCGAGUGGGGAAGGAGACCGGCCGCAGGCAGGCGGGCGGGCAGGCAGGCAGGCAAGAGAGGAGGAGGAGGAGGAGGUGGCGGCGGCGCGGAGCGAUGUCUCAGCCGCCUCAGCAACAUCCGCCUCAGCAGGAGCAGCAGCCGGUGGCAGCGCCGGUCUCGAAAAAGAGGGACCGGCGUAUCUUCUCGGGCACUUGCCCGGAUCCCAAGUGCCAGGCGCGCUUAUUCUUCCCGGCGCACGGGCCUCUGAGCAGCGGGAGCAUCGAGUGCACGGACUGCGGGCAGCGCCAUGAGCAGCGGCAAUUGCUGGGGGUGGAGGAGGUGACGGACCCGGACUUGGUGCUGCACAACUUACUGCGGAACGCGUUGCUGGGGGUGAGCGGGGCGGGCCCCCCGAGGAAGAACACGGAGCUGGUGAAAGUCAUGGGCCUCUCCAACUACCACUGCAAGCUGCUGUCUCCCAUUCUGGCCCGAUAUGGCAUGGACAGACAGACAGGCAAGGCCAAGCUCCUGACUGAGAUGAACCAGGGAGAUGUCUUUGACUGUGCUUUGCUUGGGGAUCGUGCCUUCCUUAUCGAGCCUGAGCAUGUCGACACUGUCGGUUAUGGCAAAGAUCGUUCAGGUAGCGUCCUCUACUUGCAUGACACCUUGGAGGACAUCAAGAAGGCCAAUAACAGCCAGGAGUGCCUCAUCCCAGUCCACGUGGAUGGUGAUGGCCAUUGCUUGGUCCAUGCAAUAUCCCGGGCGCUGGUGGGCAGGGAGCUGUUCUGGCAUGCAUUGCGGGAGAACCUCAAGAAGCACUUUAUGGAGAAUCUCAGCCACUACAAAGCCCUUUUCCAUGACUUCAUUGAUGCGGCAGAAUGGGAAGACAUAAUCAAUGAAUGUGAUCCUUUGUUCAUUCCCCCAGAGGGUGUGCCGAUGGGCCUUCGAAACAUCCACAUCUUUGGAUUGGCCAAUGUGCUACAUCGGCCCAUCAUCCUCUUGGAUUCCCUGAGUGGAAUGCGUAGUUCAGGAGACUAUUCUGCCACUUUCCUUCCUGGGUUAAUACCAGAAGAAAAAUGCAUGGGAAAAGAUGGCAUGUUGAACAAACCUAUUUGUAUUGCCUGGAGUAGUUCUGGACGCAACCAUUAUAUCCCCCUAGUUGGAAUAAAAGGUGCUGCUUUGCCUAAAUUGCCUAUGAAAUUACUUCCUAAAGCUUGGGGAGUACCUCAGGACCUUAUUAAAAAGUACAUCAGAUUGGAAGAGGAUGGUGGCUGUGUGAUAGGAGGAGACAGAAGUUUGCAAGACAAAUACCUGAUGAGGUUAGUUGCUGCCAUGGAGGAGGUUUUUAUGGACAAGCAUGGUAUUCAUCCCAGUUUAGUAUCUGAUGUACAUCAAUAUUUCUACAGACGGACUGGUGUAAUAGGAGUUCAGCCUGAAGAUGUCACGGCAGCUGCUAAAAAGGCAGUAGUGGACAACCGACUUCACAAGUGUCUAAUUUGUGGUGCCCUUUCAGAACUUCAUGUUCCUCCAGAGUGGUUGGCUCCAGGAGGGAAACUGUACAAUCUGGCAAAAAGUACCCAUGGCCAACUAAGGCCUGAUAAAAAUUAUAGUUUCCCCCUUAACAGUUUAGUCUGCUCUUAUAACUCUCUGAAGGAUGUACUUGUACCAGACUACAAUUUGAGUAGUUUGACUGCCUGUAAUUGGUGCCAUGGCACAUUGGUGCGUCGUGUCAGAAGUGAUGGCUCUGUUGUGUAUCUAGAUGGGGACAGAACUAAUACUAGAUCUACAGGUGGCAAGUGUGGUUGUGGAUUCAAGCAUUAUUGGGAAGGUAAAGAAUAUGACAAUCUCCCUGAAGCUUUCCCUAUUACUUUAGAGUGGGGUGGGAGAGUGGUGAGAGAAACAGUGUACUGGUUCCAGUAUGAAAGUGAUCCAUCACUGAACAGCAAUGUGUAUGAUGUUGCAAUGAAACUUGUCACUAAGCAUUUUCCUGGAGAAUUUGGUAGUGAGAUUCUUGUCCAGAAAGUUGUGAAUACAAUUUUGCAUCAAACAGCCAAAAAAAACCCUGAUGACUAUACGCCUGUAAACAUUGAUGGUGCUCAUGCCCGAAGAGCUGAUGAUGUGCAGCAAGGACAAGACUUGGAAUUCCAGCUUCCAACCAAAAUUAUUCUUACUGGGCAGAAAACAAAAACAUUGCACAAAGAAGAGCUGAACAUGAGUAAAACUGAAAGAACUAUUCAGCAAAACAUUGCAGAACAUGCACCUAUAAUGCAGAAACGAAAAACUGAAAAAUUGAAACAGAUGCAAAAAGGGCCAACUAGAACUGCUUCCCCUGGUGCUAUUCCUGAGGGGACUUCCUCAGCACCAGCUACCCCUACCAAGACUCCUUAUUCCCCAACGUCUACAAAAGAAAAGAAAAUACGCAUAACAACAAAUGAUGGCAGGCAGGCCAUGCUCACCUUGAAAUCCACAACCACAUUUCUAGAAUUGCAAGAAAGCAUAGCUAGAGAAUUUAAUAUUCCUCCUCAGUUGCAAUGUAUUCGCUUUGGCUUUCCUCCCAAAGAGCUUCUGCCACCCAAAGAAGGGCAGGAAAAUGAACCUGUUCCUUUGCUGCAUGGAGAUAAAGUAACUAUAGAGAUUCUCAAAGGGAAGGAGGAUAGUAGCCAGACUACUUCGUUGCACUCAGCCCAUGCUGUGAAACAUGAUGAUGUUGCAGUUACUAAUAAAAUCCCUUCCAAGGAACUCCAAGAGCAAAUUGACAAGGAAAUGUACUCUUUGUGUCUUCUAGCAACAUUUAUGGGUGAAGAUGUUUGGUCUUAUGCGAAGGGGCUUCCUCACUUGUUCCAACAGGGUGGUGUGUUCUACAAUAUAAUGAAGAAAACAAUGGGUUUGGCUGAUGGUGAACACUGCACAUUUCCACACUUGCCUGGUAAGACCUUUGUAUACAAUGCAGCAGAAGACAGAUUGGAACUUUGUGUGGAUCCUGCUGGGCAUUUCCCUGUGGGUUCUGAUGUUGAAGACUUGGUUAAGGAGGCACUAAGUCAAGUGCGGGCCGAGGCGUCUUCAAGAAGCAGGGAAGCAAGUCCUUCACACGGACUCCUAAAAUUAGGUAGUGGUGGCGUAGUUAAAAAGAAGUCAGAUCAACUUCACAAUAUAACUGCAUUUCAAGGAAAAGGCCAUUCUUUAGGCACUGCUGCUGGUAGUCAACAGCUUCAUCAAAGGGCUAGGGAAAUUCCACUUACAAGAAAGCAAAGCACAAGCACAGACUUCAGUCCCAGCUCUGCUAAAUCUGAGCCUUCUGUGUACACAGGCGAUUCUGGAAACAGUGAGCUUAUACGGAUAGCUCCUGGAGUAGGAACAAUGAGAGACAGCAGGCAGCUUGAUCCUAAUUUGAUUGAGGCACAGCGAAAAAAAUUGCAGGAAAUGGUUUCUUCAAUUCAGGCUUCAAUGGACAGACACCUGCGGGAUCAGAAUACUGAGCAAUUGGCGGCAAAUGAUUUCUCUCAAAGGAAAUUGGAGGCGGCAAGUUCAUCCAUUAAAACAAGGAGUCCUCAGACUGGUUUGUCUGAAUCAUUUACUUUGUCAAGUGGUAGUGGACAUUUGAAUGCAGAAACAACUGAUACUAACAUGUCAAAUGCAGUGGGAACAACAUUCCCCACGAGAUCAAAAGCGCAAAAAGGAAAUUCAGUAGAAGAGCCUGAAGAGAUGGAUAGUCAGGAUGCAGAAAUCACUAAUGCAACUGAGCCAAUGGAUCAUUCAUGAAUACAUAACAACAGAUAAAGAUCCAAGAGAUUACUGUGCAAAUGUCAUGUUUGUUGGCUGGGCCACAUAAAUUUAGUCCUUGAAUCUUGUAUGUUUCAAAGAUUAUAUCUUACUCAUUGCAUGAUAGCAAGUGUGUGAUAGACAAUAGCUUUUAAUAUGCCAUUCUGCUGCCCAGAUUAGCUCUCAGUUACCUGUAAAUUAGUUAUUAGGAUACACACUGAGAUGAAUAUCUGCUGUAGAGGUGGGUUAUUUUGGGGUGGGGUGGGGGGUAAUUUGAAUUCCAUUAAGUCUUAAUCUUCCAGACCAUGUGAAAUCAUUAAUUUUUUAAGAUUAAUAUGUGAAGAUAAAACCUGACAAAUAUAGUGUGUUUUGCCAAAUAUUGGUCCACUCAGAAUUACAGCAUAAAGAGACAUUCCCUUAUAUCUGAACACUUGCAUUCAUUUAGAUUUGUCAGGUUUCUCAAAAUACCCAAGUAUAUGUACCGAGAUCUCAUUAAAAAUGUAAACUUAAGGGAAUGAUGGGGAAAGCACUAUAUAGUAUAAGAUGAAGCUAAAGCAGGGUGAUGUAGUCAUGCAUGGCAGUCAAAGCCAGCACAGCUUUUUCAUUGCUCGAUUGGCAAGUGGUUGCAUGUUUUGUUUUGAGCUUGUAAGGUACCAUGGCGUACUUUUACAUUGCAAAGACAGUCAUACGCAAGUAUGUUAAGAAGCUACAGCAGACUAAUAAAUUGGUUUUGUGCAGGAAGAUUUUGAUAAGUAGUUGUUGGUUGUCUGUGCUGGCUGUUAACUUUUUCUGAGCAUGUUGGAUUAAUGGAAUUUAACAGAAGUUUCAUCAGAGGUUUUUCAGUGGCACAGUAAAAGCUCCUUUUAACUCCAUGGAAACAAGAAAUAUUUAGCGUUUACUUUAAUGUGCCACUUCGAUUAAAUUGUCAUCUACUUAAACAGGAUAUUCAUCAGAUCUACAGUGCUAAUUUUUAAGAAGCAGCCAUUGUGUUUGCUCCAUAAAGAUAGAAUGUUUAUCUUGAUACUAAUGUUGCACUUUUGCCUCUUUGCAUAUUUCUAUUUUAUGUGCAUUAUUACUGCUUCAUCUGACAAAAAAUAAACUUGAAAGUGUAAAGACUUACAUUACAAAAGAAAUAUAGAAUAAAAAACUCAAGCUCUUAGUUUCUGAAGCCAGUGCUUGCACGCAUACGAGUUUUACCUGGUCCACAAAUAUUAAGUUUGUAUUAUAAAUGUUUGUAUUCCGAAAAUAUGCUCACAAUUUCUGCAGUUAUAAUCACACAAGAAAACUCAAAGCAAUGCUAUGAUUAAAUGUCCCAAGUAAUGGAAGGUUUAUUUUUUUAUAUAGGAAAUUAACUGAAGAUACAACUGCCUCAGUUCAUUCAAGUAUAUUAAUCCAUUCAAACACCAUUUUUGUUUCUCUAAUACAGGGAAUACAUAUUUUAUCAUCUAGUGCAAUGCUAAUUAUAUAAAGCAUACAAAUCACAUUUUCAUGAAUAAAUGAUUUUAAAUACUUAAUUUUGCUAUUUUUGUUGUUUAAUUUGGUCAAGAAAUGAGACAUGUGAUGUAAAUAUGAAGUUUUAACUUUGAUCCAUGCCACACUGAAAACAGGAUGCUUGAUGCUAAAAAUAGACAACCACUGUACCUUCUAGCAGACGCACAACUAAGUCUAUGGCCAUCACCCAAAGAAACUAUUUAUGCAUUCAUAGGGAUUAGGCUGAGGUGGGAGGGCUUUCCUGCACAGCAAUUAUCUAUGUCCAAGUUUCAAGAGUAGCUUGUAAUAUGGCUGGUGUGACGAAAGCAGCUGUGCUUUCUUUGAACAUGGGGAUAUUGGCACUGGAUAUCUACAUUCUUUUAAAAACUGGGUUAACAGCUGUAGCUUCCAUUAAGUAACCCUCAAAAUUGCAAUACAAGUUGGUGUGAGGAUAAUUUUUAAUUGGUGUUUUAUAGUAACUUCACAGAACUACAAUUCCCAGAAUUCCUUUGAUGAAGACUAUUACAUUUUAGAACUGGCUUGACUUUAUAACAUUAAUAUACAGUCUGAUGGCAGCAUAUUGUAAUGCAGAAAUAUUAUGGUGGUUCUGUGUGGUAUAGGAAAAAGGAUAUUGUCAACAUUAACUCAAAAUUCAUGUGUAAAUGAGCAAGAGCUGUGAAGCUGGAGAGGUAUGAAUGACUUUUAAUAAUCUGGUUGUCUUGACUAAAGGUUAAGUACACUUUUUCUCUCCCUUGCAGAAACCCUUUCCCUUCAACGAUGUUAUGAGCCUUUUCUCCUAGCCAAAAAAUAACAGUUCCAGUCAUUCACUUUUGUAACCUCUCCUUUGCAUGAUUUAACACAUGCAAAGAAGAGGAUAUAAAAGUGAAUGAUUUUCGCAAUGCUUAAUUUGUAAAAUGAAAAUAUUCAAGAUUCAGGAGAUUAUUGAAAAUGUGUGUAAGCAUUUGGGGGAAAGUUAUAUAUAAAUUCUUAAUAUUACAAUUGUGGACUUGGUAAUGGGCUUGAAAUACACAAAUAAAUGCUGAUGUCCCAUUGACCAUAAUGGCACCUAUUGCAACUGACUUGCUGGAUUUCUUUUAAUUAGGUUAAGUACAUGCAACUGGCUGCAAGCUUGUUUCUUUAAUAGUUGAGAGUCAGUUCUAAAGUGAAUUUUUGGGAAAUGUUGAAUCUGGUUAGCAGAAAAUUAAGGAUGUUUGGAGUGAAUUUCCUUCAGGAGUUGCAAUGUUCUGUCUGUAUUACCAGUUGCGUGUGUGUGCGCAUGCAUGCAUGUACUGGAAGACCAUGGUUCAUCAAAUUAAAAACUCUUUCUUCCAAGUUAAACAUGCUUGAUCUUGAACAGCAAAGCAGUUUCAUGUGUAUAUAGUAAUAUUAAUGGGAAAUAGGUCUUCAGUAGAUACACUAGUUUGCUAAGAGAGAGUAGACCCUGUACAAUCAGAGAAGAAAACAUAUAAUUAAAAAUGAAGUGCAUUUUAGAAAUUGCUGGAAUUAAAGCAUACUGCUGGCUUUCUAUUUAGAUCUAAAAGUAUUUUAUGGUACAUGAUGUACCCUGAUUACAUUACUGUUCAAUUGUUUUCUCUGGACUUCAUUGUAUUUUUAAAAACUUACUGUAGUUGUUCCACAAUUGCAAAAUGUUUUGCUCAUUUAAUUUAACUUUUGAAUGUUUGUUGCUUACCACUACCCAGAUAUAAAAGUAACAAAAUUUCUGUUUUUUUUUUUUUAAAGAAUAGAGGAUGAUCCUUUACCUGAAUAUUGCAUUUCUCUUGUAGCUUUAAAGAUUCUACACAGUUGAAAUGACCUGUUAUAGGGGAUAACAUUUAGGAUUUGCUGUGUUAUGGUCCAGACAGGGUUUCUAUUCUAUGCUUUACUAAAGACCACAAAAGAAAACAAUGCUAUAGAAAGGGUAUAUUUUCCAAGACCAAAAUGACUGGCUUUUUCUUCUGGAGAGAUAAAUUGGGAAAUAACAGUCUAGUGGAGGGCUUUGAUGACUGCUCCACUACAUGUACAUUCAGCUCAGCUGAGUUUUCUAUAAGUCCAAUUUGUGUGAAUCAUCCCAGAGUCCCACUGAAUCUAGUGGAACUCCGUUACAUGUAUGCUUGGGAUCUUAAUCUAAGCUACCUUUUCUUUUAAUCAUUUCUACUUGCUGGAUGUUAGUCAGAAUUGGCAGCCUCAGUACAGGAAUUGUCGUUAUACUCCAGCAAAAGCCGUUCAACAUUUUCUAAUGAAUACCCCAUAGCACCUAAAAUUUGAAGGUGUUGCAUUUCAAAUUCCUUAAGGCACCAUUCCUACUUUGCCCCUAUGAUUAUAAUAAAAUUAAAAGACUUUAUGGUGAUUGAUAUUUUUAGAUUUUAUUUUAAUGAGGAUUAUUGCCAGGAAGAGAAAUAGUGCACUUUUGGAAGAAAUUGAUUUAAAAAAAUAUGUAUAAAUAAGCAUUAGUACUGUAUAUAUUUAGGAAACCUUUUAAACAGCAAGUGCUUUACAUAUUGAAUUAAAUUAGAAUAGCAAUGAUACCAUGUUCACAAUGCUGGCUGUUCAGCACAUUUGGAUUUUAUUUGUGAUUGCUGUACUAAUUUGUUUUUUAUUUGUAAUGUAACAAUAGUGUAUUAUAACAGUGUACUAUAUUACACUUUACUGUACAGUAUUUGGAAUUUUCUUUGAUUGCAAUAUUAAAAAUAUAAGCUAAACAA
Molecule: messenger RNA, 8053 nt
Organism: Elgaria multicarinata webbii
Lineage: Eukaryota; Metazoa; Chordata; Lepidosauria; Squamata; Anguidae
Gene: VCPIP1
Product: valosin containing protein interacting protein 1
Exons: 3
Coding region: 237-3881 (1214 amino acids)
Biological process (GO): Golgi reassembly; protein ubiquitination; protein K48-linked deubiquitination
Molecular function (GO): cysteine-type deubiquitinase activity
Source: RefSeq, a predicted model, not a curated record